UAAGCCAUUCGUUCUCGAUUAUCCGUGCAGAAUAGUUUUUCGUUCAACAAGCGCAGCGAAACCUUUGGCGUAAGCUUCGUGCAAACAAGUUUUAUGCCUUCGGAAAAUCAAUUACCAAAUCUUUUCGGCGCUUGCAUUUUGUUUUCGAGAAGUGUGUGUUUUGGCCGUACCGUGUUAAGAACACUGCAGUUUGGUGAAGUAAGCCGAAUAAUUCUCCCCAUGUAGCUGGGUGGCGUGUGUUGUGCGUGUGCAUAUGUGCACACGGAUGCGUUCGCCUGACGUUUGGUUGUCCGCAGGUUGCUAACAAAAAGUCUAUCAAUUUGUGUUGUUUUCGUGCAAACUAGCUGGUAGCGAGAGCGGAGGAGUUUAAGGAAAUACUGAAUCAAAACAUUAUUCGUCCGGUGGUGCUAGCGUUCCACGCGUUACGAUGCGACAGUGGUCGAGAGGUUAAUGCAGUGCGUGCACACGAUGCACACGGCCGCAAAGAAGCAGCGUAAACAAAUACGCAAUAGGAGCACUAUUCUGCGCGAGCGAGCUCACCCGGUGCAAGGUGAUUGGUGAAGAGGGCCCGAAGCUUUACCGACGCGACGCUACGGUGUGCCGCCGUACGUAAUGGUACAUGCCUGACGGAGGAAGGGGGUUCACAGCACCACCAGCAGAUUCGCGCGUGACCCGCAGCAACCUGUCCCGGUCGGAAAGGUGACAGACGACGCACUUACCGACUGCUACGAUUUCUAAACAAUGAACGCGCCAUAUCCGACACCGAACGCAUGCUACACGGACAUCAAGCAGGGCAUCCUUUCCUACACGUUACCCCUGCGCACCGAUCUGAGCGAUAUACCGGGACCGCCCAUUAGCUUGCUGCCAACCCCGCCCCACAGCCUGCUACCAACCGUCGCGCAGGACAAAUCAUCGUCCUCCUCCGGGCAGAAGAAGAAGCGCCGCGCGUACGUGAACGAAAGCGAGGAGGCCCGAGCACGCCGCCUAGCGCGCAACGCAGAAAGGAUGCGGCAGAAGCGCGCCAACGAGACGGAGGAAGAGUACCGGCUGCGGCUGGCCAAGAAUGCGGAAAGCAAUCGACGGAAGCGACAAAACGAGACUGAUCUAGAGCGCACCAUCCGCCAUGCCCGCAGUGCGGCACGCGAACGCUUACGGCGCGCGAUGGAAACGCCCGAGCAGCGGGCGGUCCGGUUGGCCAAGCUGGCCGAACGGAUGCGUAUCGCCCGUGCGAACGAAACGCCCGAACAGCGGGCCAUGCGGCUGGCCAAGAACGCGGCCAAAGCGAAGGAGCGCCUGAUGAAGGAGUCGCCCGAACAGUGGAUCGAGCGAAAGCGAAAGAAAGCGGAAUACGCCCGGCGCAAACGGAGCGGCAACCCGAACAGCUCUGCCGGCAGCAGCAGCAGCAACGAUGCGGCCAUACACAGUACGCUCGCUUCGCCCGAGCUUUCCUACGGCCAUAGCUACGUCCCCGACCUUGGCCACGGGGUGCCGCCGGACGUGAAGGACAUCAAGCUGAUAGCCUCGCCGAAGCAGCACGGCGGCAGCGGCGCACAGCAACCGGAACAGAUCUACAGCACACCGCACCUGCCCUUCAUGGGGCACGAGGUGAAGGCGGCCGAUUUUCUCCCGGGUGCGGUAGUGCAGCACCCGGGCGCGACCGCCCUACACCACCACGACCUGUCCAACCCGAACAACGUGCUAAAGUUUCACGUGCUACCCUACUCGCUGCCGCCCGGUGCAGCGCCACCGGCGGUACCGGCUGGCCCCGGUAUGCCACCCCAUCCCGGACAUACGGUGUACAAACACAGCAAACAUUUGAAGCGACAAUUGGCACGAAAUAUGAAUGGAUUUUUCCAAAUCAACACAUAUUACAAUGAGUUUAAGCAAGAGGUUGACGCUGCUUACGCCGCUGCACCGAUUCCUCCGCAAGCAGUCCAGCAGCAUCACCAGCAGCCGCAGCCACAACGGCAGCAACAACAACAACGGCAGCAGCAACAACAGCAACGCCAGCAGCAGCAGCAACAACGCCAGCAGCAGCAACAACAACGCCAGCAGCAGCAACAACCACAACAACGGCCGCAAGUAGCUGUAAGCGAGAGCAGUGUCACGUCCACCCAGCACACGCUGACCCUGGGCAGUAGUAGCAAGCAGCAGCCGGAUCUGAGCAAAAACCAGCGCCGUUUUGUGCACGAAACCGAGGAAGCGCGGGAGAAACGGCUGUCGCGGAACGCGGAGCGUAUGCGCCAGAAGCGGGCGAUGGAAACGGAGGAGCAGAGUCGGAAGCGUAUGGCCGAAAACGCGGAGCGCAUGCGACGGAAACGGGCGGCCGAGACGGAGGAAGCUUAUCGUAUGCGAAUGGAACGCAACGCCGCCUUCAAGAUGACGGACGAGUAUCGGCGCCGGCUGAACGAAAAUGCCGAGCGCAAUCGGCGAAGGCGCCAGAACGAAACCGAACUGGAGCGCAGCAUCCGGCGGGCACGGAGCGCCGCCCGGGAACGGUUGCGCCGGGCAAUGGAGUCGCCCGAGCAGCGGGCCGUCCGAUUGGCAAAGCUAGCCGAACGGAUGCGCAUGACGCGGGAACGGCUGUGGACAACCAUGGAGACACCGGAGCAGCGGGCAGAACGGUUGGCUCGGCUGGCCGAGCGGAUGCGCAUUGCUCGGGCGAACGAAACACCCGAACAGCGUGCCCUUCGGCUGGCCAAGAAUGCUGCCCGGGCGCGGCAACGCUUCCUGAACGAGUCACCCGAACAGUGGAUCGAUCGGAAGCGGAAAAAGGCGGAGUAUGCCCGGCAGAAGCGGGCGGCCGCAGCCCUCGGUAUUGAGGGCGCCAUCAUCACGUCAACCAGCAGCGCGAGCGCACCCCCCGGUCCCAGUCAUGCAAGCCAUGGCUUACAGCACGCUUCCGGGCCCUCGGUUGGCUUUCCGGGCCAUGCGCCAUCCACCCUGCCCGAAACGAUACUGCAUGCGACCGGCGGGGCACAACAGCCGACGGGUAGUACUAGCAGUGGCGGCAGCAGCAGUACCGGCGGGGGCUCAUCCAGCAGCAAACAGAAGCAUUCUUCCGCGGCGGGACAACUACACUCGGAGCACAUUUACGCCACGCCACAAGUCAUAUUCAGCGGUGGCGACUUCAAACCGCACGAGCUGCUGAACGUAAACGGGCAACACUUGGUCAUGCAGGCGGACCCGAACUGUCCCAACAAUCUGUAUAAGCUGCACAUUCUACCGUACCCCUUCCCGUCUGCGGCGGCAUCAGGCAGUGGCUCCGCUCCGCACGCCGACCAGCCGAGUGCAUACAAAACCAAGCAAGCAUGUAAACACACCAACCAGCAACUAAAUAUGAAUGGAUUCUUUCAGCUCAAUCCAUACUAUAAUGACAUUAAGCAAGAGAUCGUGGUCCCAUACGCAGCAGCACCUGUCGUGGCGACCACCUUGCCGCAAACAAUACAGAGCAGCGUCCCGCAACAACUACAGCAGCAGCAGCAGCCAGGAACCAUUAGUGCCGGUGACGAUCGUUCCGUAAGCGUACCGCACCACCUGUCGCCCCUGUCGAAAAGCCAGCGACGGUUUCUGCACGAAAGCCCCGAAGCCCGGGCGAAGCGGUUGGCGCGGAACGCGGAGCGUAUGCGCCAGAAGCGGGCCGCCGAAUCGGAGGACGAGUACCGCAAGCGGAUGGCCCAGAACGCGGAAAGGAUGCGGAAGCGGCGGGCGGCCGAAUCGGAGGAGGAGUACCGGAAUCGGAUGCACCGCAACGCGGAAAACAAGUACAGCGAGGAGUACCAGAUACGGCUGGCGAAAAACGCCGAGCGGAACCGUCUGCGGCGGCAAAAUGAGACUGACCUCGAGCGGAGCAUACGGCGGGCCCGUAGUGCGGCACGCGAACGCUUACGGCGCGCGAUGGAAACGCCCGAGCAGCGGGCGGUACGGUUGGCCAAGCUGGCCGAACGGAUGCGUAUCGCCCGUGCGAACGAAACGCCUGAACAGCGGGCGUUGAGGCUGGCCAAGAACGCAGCCAAAGCGAAGGAGCGGCUGCUAAACGAAACGCCCGAACAGUGGAUCGAACGGAAGCGAAAAAAGGCCGAGUAUGCGCGGCAAAAGCGCAGUGCGGCGGCUGCCGCCGGCAAACUGGGCCUCUCGACUACCUGCAACUCCUCCAGCAGCAAUGCCAGCGCACCGUCCGCGGCGGGCGGCAGCGAAACGGCGGGCUUUAGCCACGCGCCGACCGCAACCAGCACGUACAAUCUCGAACCCACUCACUCCCUCGUGUCGCUGUCGACGACGGACCUGAAGGACAUCAAGCUAAUAUCAGCACAAAAGCCCGGCCAAAUGUUGCAGCUGCCGGAGCAACUGUACGCUACGCCGCACAUCCCUUUCAACGGGACCGACCUGAAGCCGCCGGAGUUUUUAACCAGCAGCGGGCAAGCGGCGACGAGCGGCCAGGGCGGCCCACCCCACCACAUCAUGCAGCCCGAGCUGUACAAGUUCCACAUACUGCCCUACACCUUCUCCCCCACGGCCGGUGCAGUGCAUCCGACGCAGGCGGACUACAAGGGCAAAUAG
Molecule: messenger RNA, 4560 nt
Organism: Anopheles gambiae (African malaria mosquito)
Lineage: Eukaryota; Metazoa; Arthropoda; Insecta; Diptera; Culicidae
Exons: 5
Coding region: 742-4560 (1272 amino acids)
Biological process (GO): microtubule anchoring at centrosome
Cellular component (GO): centrosome
Source: RefSeq, a predicted model, not a curated record